Messenger RNA from Manis javanica (Malayan pangolin), 738 nucleotides. RefSeq names its product colostrum trypsin inhibitor-like. NCBI's taxonomy places the organism in Eukaryota, Metazoa, Chordata, Mammalia, Pholidota, Manidae. The record is from RefSeq and is a predicted model, not a curated record. Gene Ontology annotation, molecular function: serine-type endopeptidase inhibitor activity.
UAGGGACCAUGUUGAUCAGCUCACUUGUUUUACAGUAGGGAAACUGAGGCCCAGUGAAUCACUUACCAGUGUAAGGUCACAGGGACAACGGAGAUGAGGCUGGGGAUGGGCAUUCCAGUUACCACAGGAGCACUGACUUAGGGGACUUGCUCAAUAGCUCUCAAGAUCCCCUCCAAGGCAGGUGACACUGCCUCCAGCUGCAGGUAGGAGGUCCUGCCUCCCAGCCCCAGCCCAGAACGUGUGACUACGGGCAUCAUGAAGUCCAGCUGCCUCCCUGCCAUCUGCUUUGUCCUCUGCCUGGUGGGCACGGCCAGCUCCGAAAAGACCUCAGCCAAUCUCAAGCCAGGGGCCACUCAGAGCCCAUCUGGACGCCCCCCUGCCCUGUGCCAGCUUCCCCCAGAGACGGGCAUGUGCAAAGCCAUCUUCCACCGCUUCUUCUACAACGCUACCUCGGAUGAGUGCGAGCAGUUCAUCUACGGUGGUUGUCAGGGCAACGCCAACAAUUUCAAGACCAUAGAGCUCUGUGUGAGGGUCUGCAGGCCCCUGGUCACUAAUACGCCGGCCAAGAAGGCAGCUGACCGUCAACUACACUGAAGAGACCAAGGUCAACCGCAGCUGACGAUGCUACCUGCACACCCUAGGCCUUGGCCGAAAGCUGCCUCCAUGCCUGUGCCCAGGCCCUGUUCUGAGCCCUUCCUGUAACCCCCAAGCGUCCGUCAAUAAAGUAUGUAAAGUUGU